CGGGGACUGCGGGGGAAACCCACAGGCGGCGGAGCCGGAGCGGAGGCGGCGUGAGAGCAGAAACUUCGGACGCGGCCGCUCCCGGAGGAGCCCGGGUGAGCCGCGGCGGCCGUCCCUCCCACCCGCGCAGCAUCCUCCCUGCCCUUCGCCGCCGCCCCGGGCAGAGCCGGCAGCUGCCUCUUCCCCGCGCCCACGAGCCAGGCGUGCCAGCCGCUACCCCCGGGAAGUUUGGGCUUCAGCGUAGUUUGGGGGUGCCUGCGCGCGCCCCAGAGGGCGGGGGGCCGGGGGCGAUGGUGGGCGCCGCGUCGGGCUGGGGGCGCCCGGAAGGCGUGCGAGUGUCCGCGGUCCCGCUGCUGUCCCCAGUGCCCUCCGCAUCCCCCAAGUGAUGGGAACGAGGGCCCGCCCAGGCAGCCGCCGUCGCCGCACCGCCCCCUCGCUCGCCCCCUGCGCGCGGAGUCACCCAGCCGCACUCCCGGCACCCCGAGCCCGUCCUCCGGAGCUGCUGCUGCUCCUGGGGCUGCUCUCGCCGCCGCCGCGGGUGGCCCGCUGCUGACUGGGCUCGCCCGGAGACGGAGGAGCACUUUUUGGCCCUCCCUGAGCCGCUCUCACACCCCAACUUUGCCGCCGCCGCGCCUGCCCUCGCAGCGGCGCUCGGGCGCACAUCGUGGGGCGCACGCCGGGCGGCUCAGCCAGACUGUGGAGCCAGGAAACGGCACUACUGCGCUUCUGCUUCGGCUCUUUGUUGUUCGCUUUGGAUGGUUCUUCAAAGUGUCUGAGCCUCCUCGGAGAUCCUGGGGCCGCAGAAGACCAACCUUGGAAUUCUUCCACUGCAAAAAGGCUCUGAGCUAUUGACAAGCGUCCGGAAAGGUCGACAAGUAAUUUGCCCUGAAAACUCCUGGCUAAUUGACCCACGUUGCUUAUAUUAAGCCUUUGUGUGGGGUGUGUGUGGUGUGUGACUUCAUACAUUUGGGGACCUAUUCCUACUCACUCCUCUUGGCAUGAGACUGUAUGCAGGAUCCACCCGAGGACAAUGAUUGCGGAGCCUGCUCACUUUUACCUGUUUGGAUUGAUAUGUCUCUGUUCAGGCUCCCGUCUUCGUCAGGAAGAUUUUCCACCUCGCAUUGUUGAACACCCUUCAGACCUGAUUGUCUCAAAAGGAGAACCUGCAACUUUGAACUGCAAAGCUGAAGGCCGCCCCACACCCACUAUUGAAUGGUACAAAGGGGGAGAGAGAGUAGAGACAGACAAAGAUGAGCCUCGCUCACACCGAAUGUUGCUGCCAAGUGGAUCUCUAUUUUUCUUACGUAUAGUACAUGGAAGAAAAAGUAGACCUGAUGAGGGAAUCUAUGUCUGCGUAGCAAGGAAUUACCUUGGAGAGGCUGUGAGCCACAAUGCAUCGCUGGAAGUAGCCAUACUUCGGGAUGACUUCAGACAAAACCCUUCGGAUGUCAUGGUGGCAGUAGGAGAGCCUGCAGUCAUGGAAUGCCAGCCUCCACGAGGCCAUCCUGAGCCCACCAUUUCAUGGAAGAAAGAUGGCUCUCCACUGGAUGAUAAAGAUGAAAGAAUAACUAUACGAGGAGGAAAGCUCAUGAUCACUUACACCCGUAAAAGUGACGCUGGCAAAUAUGUUUGUGUUGGUACCAAUAUGGUUGGGGAACGUGAGAGUGAAGUAGCAGAACUAACUGUUUUAGAGAGACCAUCAUUUGUGAAGAGACCCAGUAACUUGGCAGUAACUGUGGAUGACAGUGCAGAAUUUAAAUGUGAGGCCCGAGGUGACCCAGUGCCUACAGUACGAUGGAGGAAAGAUGAUGGAGAGCUGCCCAAGUCCAGAUAUGAAAUCCGAGAUGAUCAUACCUUGAAAAUUAGGAAGGUGAUGGCUGCUGACAUGGGUUCAUACACUUGUGUUGCAGAAAAUAUGGUUGGAAAAGCCGAAGCAUCUGCUACUCUGACUGUUCAAGUUGGGUCUGAACCUCCACAUUUUGUUGUGAAACCCCGUGACCAGGUUGUUGCCUUGGGACGGACUGUAACUUUUCAAUGUGAAGCAACCGGAAAUCCUCAGCCAGCUAUUUUUUGGAGGAGAGAGGGGAGUCAGAAUCUGCUUUUCUCCUAUCAACCACCACAGUCAUCCAGCCGGUUUUCAGUCUCCCAGACUGGUGACCUCACAAUUACUAAUGUCCAGCGAUCUGAUGUUGGUUAUUACAUUUGCCAGACUUUAAAUGUUGCUGGAAGCAUCAUCACAAAGGCCUAUUUGGAAGUUACAGAUGUGAUUGCAGAUCGGCCUCCCCCAGUUAUUCGACAAGGUCCUGUGAAUCAGACUGUAGCUGUGGAUGGCACUUUUGUCCUCAGCUGUGUGGCCACAGGCAGUCCAGUGCCCACAAUUCUGUGGAGAAAGGAUGGAGUCCUCGUUUCAACCCAAGAUUCUCGAAUCAAACAGUUGGAGAAUGGGGUGCUGCAGAUCCGAUAUGCUAAGCUGGGUGACACUGGUCGGUACACCUGCAUUGCAUCAACUCCCAGCGGUGAAGCAACAUGGAGUGCUUACAUUGAAGUCCAAGAAUUUGGAGUUCCUGUUCAGCCUCCAAGACCCACUGACCCAAAUUUAAUUCCUAGUGCUCCAUCAAAACCUGAAGUUACAGAUGUCAGCAGAAAUACAGUAACAUUAUCAUGGCAACCAAAUUUGAAUUCAGGAGCAACUCCAACAUCUUAUAUUAUAGAAGCCUUCAGCCACGCAUCUGGUAGCAGCUGGCAGACCGUAGCAGAGAAUGUGAAAACAGAAACAUUUGCCGUUAAAGGACUCAAACCUAAUGCAAUUUACCUUUUCCUUGUGAGGGCAGCUAAUGCAUAUGGAAUUAGUGAUCCAAGCCAAAUAUCAGACCCAGUGAAAACACAAGAUGUUCCACCAACAAGUCAGGGUGUGGACCACAAGCAGGUCCAGAGAGAACUGGGAAAUGUUGUCCUGCACCUCCACAACCCCACCAUCCUUUCUUCCUCUUCCAUCGAAGUGCACUGGACAGUGGAUCAACAGUCUCAGUAUAUUCAAGGAUAUAAAAUUCUCUAUCGGCCAUCUGGAGCCAGCCACGGAGAAUCAGAGUGGUUAGUUUUUGAAGUGAGGACCCCAACCAAAAAUAGCGUGGUUAUCCCUGAUCUCAAAAAGGGAGUCAACUAUGAAAUUAAGGCUCGCCCUUUUUUUAAUGAAUUUCAAGGAGCAGAUAGUGAAAUCAAGUUUGCCAAAACCCUAGAAGAAGCACCCAGUGCCCCACCUCAAGGUGUAACUGUAUCAAAGAAUGAUGGAAAUGGAACUGCAAUUCUUGUUAGUUGGCAGCCACCUCCAGAAGACACUCAGAAUGGAAUGGUCCAAGAGUACAAGGUUUGGUGUCUGGGCAAUGAAACUCGAUACCACAUAAACAAAACCGUGGAUGGUUCCACCUUUUCUGUGGUCAUUCCCUUUCUUGUUCCUGGAAUCCGAUACAGUGUGGAAGUGGCAGCCAGCACUGGGGCUGGGCCUGGGGUGAAGAGUGAGCCUCAGUUCAUCCAGUUAGAUUCCCAUGGAAACCCUGUGUCACCUGAGGACCAAGUCAGCCUCGCCCAGCAGAUCUCAGAUGUGGUGAAGCAGCCCGCCUUCAUAGCCGGAAUCGGAGCAGCCUGUUGGGUGAUCCUCAUGCUCUUCAGCGUCUGGCUCUAUCGACACCGCAAGAAGAGGAACGGACUUACUAGCACUUACGCGGGUAUCAGAAAAGUCCCGUCUUUUACCUUCACACCAACAGUAACUUAUCAGAGAGGAGGCGAAGCUGUCAGCAGUGGAGGGAGGCCAGGACUUCUCAACAUCAGUGAACCUACCACGCAGCCCUGGCUGGCAGACACGUGGCCUAACACUGGCAACAAUCACAAUGACUGCUCCAUCAGCUGCUGUGCAGCAGGCAAUGGGAACAGUGACAGCAACCUCACUACCUACAGCCGCCCAGCUGAUUGUAUAGCCAAUUAUAACAACCAACUGGAUAACAAACAAACAAAUCUGAUGCUCCCUGAGUCAACUGUUUAUGGUGAUGUGGACCUUAGUAACAAAAUCAAUGAGAUGAAAACCUUCAAUAGCCCAAAUCUGAAGGAUGGGCGUUUUGUCAAUCCAUCAGGGCAGCCUACUCCUUACGCCACCACUCAGCUCAUCCAGUCAAACCUCAGCAACAACAUGAACAGCGGCAGCGGGGACUCUGGCGAGAAGCACUGGAAACCACUGGGACAGCAGAAACAGGAAGUGGCACCAGUUCAGUACAACAUCAUGGAGCAAAACAAGCUGAACAAAGAUUAUCGAGCAAAUGACACAAUUCCUCCAACUAUCCCAUACAACCAAUCGUACGACCAGAACACAGGAGGAUCCUACAACAGUUCGGACCGGGGCAGCAGUACAUCUGGGAGUCAAGGGCACAAGAAAGCGGCAAGAACACCCAAAGCACCAAAACAAGGUGGCAUGAACUGGGCUGACCUGCUUCCUCCUCCCCCAGCACAUCCUCCUCCACACAGCAAUAGCGAAGAGUACAACAUUUCUGUAGACGAAAGCUAUGACCAAGAAAUGCCAUGUCCUGUGCCACCAGCAAGGAUGUAUUUGCAGCAAGAUGAAUUAGAAGAGGAGGAAGAUGAACGAGGCCCCACCCCGCCUGUUAGGGGAGCAGCUUCUUCUCCAGCUGCUGUGUCUUAUAGCCAUCAAUCCACUGCCACUCUGACUCCUUCCCCACAGGAAGAACUUCAGCCCAUGUUACAGGAUUGUCCAGAGGAGAUUGGCCACAUGCAGCACCAACCCGACAGGAGACGGCAGCCCGUGAGUCCUCCUCCACCACCACGGCCGAUUUCCCCUCCACAUACCUAUGGCUACAUUUCAGGACCCCUGGUCUCAGAUAUGGAUACGGAUGCACCAGAAGAGGAAGAAGAUGAAGCCGACAUGGAAGUAGCCAAGAUGCAAACCAGAAGGCUUUUGUUACGUGGGCUUGAGCAGACACCUGCCUCCAGUGUUGGGGACCUGGAGAGCUCUGUCACGGGGUCCAUGAUUAACGGCUGGGGCUCAGCCUCGGAGGAGGACAACAUUUCCAGUGGGCGCUCCAGUGUUAGUUCUUCAGAUGGCUCCUUUUUCACUGAUGCAGACUUUGCCCAGGCAGUCGCAGCAGCAGCAGAGUAUGCUGGUCUGAAAGUGGCGCGACGGCAAAUGCAGGAUGCUGCUGGCCGUCGACAUUUUCAUGCAUCUCAGUGCCCUAGGCCCACAAGUCCUGUGUCUACAGACAGCAACAUGAGUGCUGCUGUAAUGCAGAAAACCAGACCAGCCAAGAAACAAAAACACCAGCCAGGACAUCUGCGCAGAGAAGCCUACACAGAUGAUCUUCCACCUCCUCCUGUGCCGCCACCUGCUAUAAAGUCACCCACUGUCCCAUCCAAGACACAGCUGGAAGUACGACCGGUAGUAGUGCCAAAACUCCCUUCUAUAGAUGCAAGAACAGACAGAUCAUCAGAUAGAAAAGGAAGCAAUUACAAGGGGAGAGAAGUAUUGGAUGGAAGACAAGUUGUUGACAUGCGAACAAAUCCAGGUGACCCCAGAGAAGCACAGGAACAACAAAAUGACGGGAAAGGACGUGGAAACAAGGCAGUAAAACGAGACCUUCCACCAGCAAAGACUCAUCUCAUCCAAGAGGAUAUUCUACCUUAUUGUAGACCUACUUUUCCAACAUCAAAUAAUCCCAGAGAUCCCAGUUCUUCAAGCUCAAUGUCAUCAAGAGGAUCAGGAAGCCGACAAAGAGAACAAGCAAAUGUAGGUCGAAGAAAUAUUGCAGAAAUGCAGGUACUUGGAGGAUAUGAAAGAGGAGAAGAUAAUAAUGAAGAAUUAGAGGAAACUGAAAGCUGAAGACAACCAAGAGGCUUAUGAGAUCGAAUGUGACAAUUAUCACUCAAGAUGCCUCCUGUCUGAUGACACAUGACGCCAGAUAAAAUGUUCAGUGCAAUCAGAGUGUACAAAUUGUCGGUUUUAUUCCUCUUAUUGGGGUAUCAUUUAAAAAACUUUAUUGGGUUUUUAUUGUUGUUGUUUGAUCUCUAACCCUACAAAGAGCUUUCCUAUUCCCUUCGCUGUUGGAGCAAACCGUUACACCUUACUUCCAGCAAUGGAAGUGCUUUGACUUCCUGCUUCCAUCAUCAGCCAGCAGGAGAGAACAAAACUCUUCUUUUGCAUUUUGCCCCUGAGAUAUGGCAUUGCACUGCUGAUAUGCCAAGCUAAUUUAUGGCAAGAUAUUGAUCAAAGAUACAAAGUUGAUACUCAACCUCAUGCCAAGGGCUCUCAAAAUGUAAUCUUUCCAUAGCCAACUGCUAAUGAAAAUUAAAACAUAUUUCCUUUUAACAUGAUUUUAAAAUCAGUUUUUCAUACUACCCUUUGCUGGAAAAAACUAAAAUUAUAGCAAAUGCAGAACCACAAGUAAUUUGAAUGGGGUAGAAACAUUGUAAAUAUAUACUCUUUGCAAACCCUGGUGAUAUUUUAUUUUGUCUUCAUUUCAAUCAUUGAAGUAUAUUCUUACUGGAAAUGUACUUUUGGAUAAGUAGGGCUAAGCCAGUUGGAUCUCUGGUUGUCUAGUCAUUGUCAUAAGUAAACCUAGCAAAACCUUGUUCUAUUUUUCAAUCAAAAAGCAACUAUAAAUGCGUAUUACGAACAAGUGGAUGUUUCUAAUGACCAAUUGAGUAAGAACAUCCUUGUCUUAACUGGCCUAAAUUUCUUCCGGUAGUGUCAGUUCAACUUUCAGAAGUGCCACUUAAGGAAGUUUGAUUUUUGUUUUUGUAAUGCACUGUUUUUAAUCUUUCUCUCUCUCUCUCUCUCUCUCCUUUUUUUUUUUUUUUUUGGUUUUAAAAGCACAAUCACUAAACUUUAUUUGUAAACCAUUGUAACUAUUAACCUUUUUUGUCUUAUUGAAAAAAAAAUUGUUGAGAAGCGUUUUUAACCUGUUUUGUUAAUGCUCUAUGUUUGUAUUUGGAAUAUUUGAAUGAUGACAGAUGGUGAAGUGACGUGCAUACUUUAUUGUGGGCCAUGAACCAAAUGGUUCUUACUUUUCCUGGACUUAAAGAAAAAAAGAGGUUUAGGUUUGUUGUGGCCAAUAUUGAAACUUACAGGAUUUCCUUAAAAUCUGCAAUAGAGGCAUUACUUGCUUUCAAUUGCCAAAUGAUGCCCUCUGACUAGUAGAUUUCUAUGACAGUUUUUUGUCAUUUUAUGAAUAUCAUUGAUUUUAUAAUUGGUGCUAUUUGAAGGAAAAAGAAAAGUACAUUUACUCGUAGAUAGGUAUCAGGUCUGACCCCACUGGAAAACAAAGCCAAACAAAACUGAAUCACAAAAAACAGGCUGGUGUUCACCAAAAACUAAACAUGUUCAUUUAGAUAAUUUGAAAAAGUUCCAUAGAAAGGGUGUGCAGUCCUAAGGGAACAAUCCAUGUGAUUAAUGUUUUCAUUAUGUUCAUGUAAGAAGCCUCUUAUUUUUAGCCAUAAUUUUGCAUACUGAAAAUCCAAUAAUCAGAAAAGUAAUUUUGUCACAUUAUUUAUUAAAAAUGUUCUCAAAUACA
Saimiri boliviensis boliviensis (Bolivian squirrel monkey) is the source of this 7568-nucleotide messenger RNA. NCBI's taxonomy places the organism in Eukaryota, Metazoa, Chordata, Mammalia, Primates, Cebidae. The record is from RefSeq and is a predicted model, not a curated record.